AUGGCAGUUGUGCGCAAAGUAACGCGGCCUCGCUACCACUGGCCCGAAUUUCAGCUGAAUGUCUGGCUCAUCGUCGUGCUUGCAGGCUCGGCCACAUGUCUAGGAAUAUUCUCGUGGUUUAUGGUCGUACAAACACAGAUGGAGCUUGGGACUCCAUGGCUCUUCCCAUACAUGGUUACUGUCAGUACCUUGGGCGUCGUCUUCAUUUUCCUCGUGAUCGGCCUGAUCGCCCGCCAUUUCCUGCUCCCGGGUAUCCUGAUCCUCGGCAGCUUCAUACUCUUCGUCCUGUGGGUAACGGGGCUUAUUGAAACCUCGCUGCAGCUAUAUGGUGUUACCGGGAACGUGAACGAUAAUUGCCAGAUCUACGUGGUCGAGAACCAAUCUAGGGGGAACAACGUCGACACCAUGGCAUGGAUUAUGCAGAGCACGCUAUGUAACUGCUGGAAAACCGCCUUUGCCUUUGAGCUCGUCAAUACUAUUUUCUAUCUAUGGAUGAUAGUCAUGUCAUGGCAGGUUCAUCGAAACUAUUACCAUUGA
Messenger RNA from Penicillium maclennaniae, 537 nucleotides. RefSeq lists its product as uncharacterized. The transcript is spliced from 3 exons. The coding region runs from base 1 to 537 and encodes 178 amino acids. Lineage: Eukaryota; Fungi; Ascomycota; Eurotiomycetes; Eurotiales; Aspergillaceae. The record is from RefSeq and is a predicted model, not a curated record.